Nylanderia fulva is the source of this 1804-nucleotide messenger RNA. RefSeq lists its product as uncharacterized. The record is from RefSeq and is a predicted model, not a curated record. Lineage: Eukaryota; Metazoa; Arthropoda; Insecta; Hymenoptera; Formicidae.
GUAAAAAUAUGGCUGCAUUUCUCGAGAAUUCGUUAUUCUUCUUCAUGGACGACGCGGAGCCGAUUCUGCCGAUCUUCCGGUCCUCCGAUUACGGCGACCCAGGCAGAAUCGUGGAAGUGACAGACGUCAGCUGCGACACGGAAACCACUUAUCCCGCGCAUUUUUCACACAAUGAGUUCCAUCGUCGUCGUGGAGGAGCUGAGACCUACAGAUCGACUCGCAGAAUCACCGAAUGGCCCAACGAGAGAGCAAAAAGAUUCCCUCGCACGACAGCUACGAUCCUGAACGAUAAUCAAGAUAGAAGCGGGCAUCAUACCGAAAGUAAAGCACGACGAAUAAAUCGUGAUUACGAUUAUUACAUCAAUGAUCUGGAUUACGAUUUGGGCGCAGAAAAUCCUUACGACUACGAUUUUGAGCUGUUAAAAAAUGAUCCUCCCAUCGAAUACAAAGACACUUAUUACACGCAAUUCGUCGAUCCCCAAAGUCUGAUCGGAUAUUCUAACCGAAAGAAAGUUCCGCGAGAUACACGGUAUAAUUAUGCAAGAGAACCUGCGAGAAAUAUUCGCGCGAAUCAAAGGGAAAAUGCGUCUUCGCGACAAUGGACUACCGAAAGUGACGAGAGGAACUUCCACGAAGACAUUCGAUCGAGACGAUCGCUUUCGAAUGAGCGAAAGAAACGAACGAAGAUUCUUUCGAAGAGGAGAGAUGAAAAUUUCAAUUGCGAAGAAUUUGGACAUGCAUAUUCAAAGGAUAAGGAUUUCUGGGAUUCUGUUUCAUUGGAAAAUGAAGCAAGUUGCGAAGAAUUGACAGAUCAGACAAAGUUGAUGAAUCGCGAUGAUUUACAGCGAAAAACGUCUUACAACAUCGUCGAUUCGGACAGGGAAGAAUCCGAAGAAACACGACGAGAAAAUAUAUCACCGGAAACUUCGGCUAGGAAUGUGAAAUAUGAAAGAACUUCGAAGAAUGACGGAAUGAAGCCCAAGAGUUUACAAUCGAAUUCUCCGCAUAUUCAAUCGGCGAGGACACCCAUUGGGCAAAUGUCAAAUUUGAAUUCCGCGGGAAAAAAUUCGAUAAAUAUGAGGCCACGUUCGGCGGUCGAAGGAAAGAAAAUCAUUAAUUCUCCAUCCUCCUCUGAGAGAAGGACAGAAAAUACGAAUGCAACAUUCACUCGAACGAACGUCGACGAUCGUCGAUCUCACAUCACUAAACUUUCCAAUAAAACACAGCCGGCAAAAACGUUUAAACGCAUCGCAGAUUCAAACAGCAACGAACGAAUAUAUGCAACGAACGAAGAGGAUAAUGCAAAUUAUAAUCAUAAUAAAAAUCCUUAUUCUCGAAAUUCUGAAAAUAAUAAAAUUGAUCGGACCAACGUGGCUGUUUCGCGAUCAUCAGCCGAGGAGAAGGACGAGAAAACAUUCAGUUUGAGGAUGACAAGUGCUUCGUCGGCUACAGGAACAGAAAAGGAGAAGAAGAGAUUCUUCUCCAGGUUACCCAUAAGAACAUGGAAACGUCUGAGAACGAAAGAACCUGUCGCGUCGCAUCCUGAGAGCAACGAAGAUGCUAACUCAAAGUUUCAAGCAGCGACUACAAAUAACUCGAAUGAUCUGGAGAAGACGAAAGACGACGAAAUCCCGAGCAAUCGUCUUGAAAUGAAACGGAGCAAUCGUUUUGCAAUAGGAUCGAUCAGUGCCGAGAAACCGGAAGUAACUUCCUCCAACAUUAAGAAGACAAAAGGACUCAAGAACUCAAGCACGGCGAGGAAGGUGAGCGAGCAGCAGAAGAAGAGAACGAAUAUCAAGUAAAG